Messenger RNA from Teleopsis dalmanni, 732 nucleotides. RefSeq lists its product as uncharacterized. The transcript has a single exon. The record is from RefSeq and is a predicted model, not a curated record. Gene Ontology annotation, molecular function: nucleic acid binding. Lineage: Eukaryota; Metazoa; Arthropoda; Insecta; Diptera; Diopsidae. Gene Ontology annotation, biological process: DNA integration. The coding region runs from base 1 to 732 and encodes 243 amino acids.
AUGAAGGCAGCUACAACGGCAGGGGUAAAGAAAGCGUUUAGAGAAAAUAUACUGGCGCGAUUUGGUGUCCCGAAAAUACUAAUAACCGAUAACGAAACACAGUUUACAAGUCACCUAUUCCGACAAUUUGUAAAUGAGCUAGAAAUUACGCACCAGACCACCGCCCCAUAUUCGCCCCAGGGCAACCCUACGGAGCGUGCGAAUCGCACCAUAAAAACAAUGAUCGCACAAAGCACAGAAAUAGAGCAAAGACGUUGGGACGAGGCUUUGCCAGAAAUAAUGGUAGCUAUAAACUCAAGUAUUUCUACUUCUACAGGUUUCACGCCAGCAUAUGUCGUCCAAGGGAGAGAACCUCGGUUACCAAGAAACUUAUACGAUGAGGUAACUCUGGGCAUUGGGAAGAAGUCGGAAUCACCAGAUAGUAAAGCACGUCGGCUUAUCGAAAUUUGUGGGAUAGCCAAACGAAAUAUGGUAAGGGCAGCACAAGAUCAAUCAAGACACUAUAAUUUACGCAGACGGGAAUGGAAACCCGAACUUUGCGAGCUGGUAUUGACUAAAACACAUCCACUAUCAAAAGCACAGGAAGGUUUCGCGGCGAAAAUUGCACAAAAGUUCAUAGCACCUUUUGAGAUCAUUGAUUUUACGUCGCCACUCAUAACCAAGUUGCGGGAGAUAUCCACAGAUAAAAUCGUCACGUCACACGUGAGCCAAUUAAAACGAUAUCAGGUCUAG